This is a messenger RNA of Drosophila obscura, 970 nucleotides long. It is a transcript of the gene Prosalpha3, whose product is annotated as proteasome subunit alpha type-4. NCBI's taxonomy places the organism in Eukaryota, Metazoa, Arthropoda, Insecta, Diptera, Drosophilidae. The coding region runs from base 96 to 884 and encodes 262 amino acids. Gene Ontology annotation, cellular component: proteasome core complex, alpha-subunit complex; nucleus; cytosol. The record is from RefSeq and is a predicted model, not a curated record. Gene Ontology annotation, biological process: ubiquitin-dependent protein catabolic process. The transcript is spliced from 3 exons.
AGCAGGAAUAUUUCAUUAUAUUUAUGAGGGUCACACUGACUGAAUGACAAUCAUUUUUGCAAAGUAAACUCGUAAAUUUCUAGCAAUAAAGAACAAUGGCGCGUCGCUAUGAUUCCCGCACCACGAUUUUCUCCCCGGAGGGACGCCUGUACCAGGUCGAAUACGCCAUGGAAGCCAUCUCGCAUGCCGGCACUUGCCUCGGCAUCCUGGCCGAAGAUGGCAUUUUGCUAGCCGCCGAAUGCCGCAGCACCAACAAACUGCUGGACAGCGCUAUACCCUCGGAGAAGAUCUAUCGUCUGAACGAGAACAUGGUUUGCUCUGUGGCCGGCAUCACAUCCGAUGCCAAUGUGCUGACCGCCGAGCUGCGUUUGAUAGCCCAGCGCUAUCAGUUCAGCUAUGGCGAGGUGAUUCCAUGCGAGCAGCUUGUGUCCCACCUGUGCGACAUCAAGCAAGCCUACACUCAGUACGGUGGCAAGCGUCCCUUCGGCGUUUCUCUUCUUUACAUGGGCUGGGACAAUAAGUACGGCUAUCAGCUGUACCAGUCCGAUCCCAGCGGCAACUACGGCGGCUGGAAGGCCACAUGCAUUGGCAAUAACUUUGGAGCCGCCAUCUCCAUGCUGAAACAGGAACUGGCCGACAAACCAUCCAUAAAGCUGGAGGAGGCCAAGGAUCUGGCCGUGAAGGUGCUAAGCAUGACUCUGGACACCACUAAGCUGACUCCAGAAAAGGUCGAGAUGGCCACCUUGCAGCGCGAAAAGAACACUACCGUCUUUAGUGUGCUGGAGAAGCCCGAAGUGGAGAAGCUGAUCGAAAAGUACAACAAAUUACAGGCCGAAACCGAAGCCGCCAAGAAGGAGAAGCAGGCCAAACAACCCAAGUCUUAAGUUCAUCGAUCACUGUAUGGUUAAUGGGUAGACGGUCAGCUAAAUAUUUUGUAUUUGAAGAAUGUGAAAUUAAAUUUCAAAACAAA